AUGAGUAGUGAAUUUGAGAUGAGCAUGAUGGGUGGACUAAAUUUCUUCCUAGGUCUCCAAAUCAAGCAGUCUCCAUCAGGUACCGCAAUCCAUCGACAAAAAUACAUAAAAGAAUUACUAAAGAAAUUUCAGAUGAAUGAGGCUAAGACAAUUGAUACCCCCAUUGGUACCACAACAAAGCUUGACAAGGAUGAAACUGGUUCUCAGGUAAACGACACAAAAUAUAGAAGAAUGAUUAGAUCUCUUCUGUAUCUAACUGCCAGUAGACUCGAUAUUGUGUUCAGUGUUGGCCUAUGUGCUAGAUUUCAGUCAUGUCCCAAAGAAUCCCACCUAAAGAAAGUAAAAAGAAUACUUCGAUAUCUCAAAGGAACUGUGGACCUGGUGCUAUGGUAUCCCUCAUGUGACUCAUAUAGUAGAAUUUGCUCAUGCCGUCUAUGCUGGCUACCUGGUCGAUAG
Molecule: messenger RNA, 456 nt
Organism: Solanum tuberosum (potato)
Lineage: Eukaryota; Viridiplantae; Streptophyta; Magnoliopsida; Solanales; Solanaceae
Exons: 1
Coding region: 1-456 (151 amino acids)
Source: RefSeq, a predicted model, not a curated record